AUCAUAUGAUUAUCGUGCUGCCAUCGUGUUUUCAAAUUGUUUUUCGUCCACACGAAAACGCGUUUUUACUGCAUUUCCCCAGUUUGAAGAACUUUUUUGAAAAGUUCUGUUUUUCUUUAGUGUGGACGGUAGGUCUAACUGAAGAAAUAAAUUUCUCCGGCGCGGUGUGGACGCUGCUUACUUGAUUGUAUUACUUCUUUAUUUUGAAUAUUAUGCGCAGGACAGAUUGUUUACGUUCUAACGAACCACAAACAGAAUGUUUCAUCUAUAACUCAGUAAAUUUGAUGGCAAAUGUGUUAAAAUUGUGGAAUGUUCAACACGCUGGUCCAAAAUACGUCACAUUGUAUUAAUGUUUAAUUUCAAUGGAUCGAUAUAUAGCUUCCUUCUUUUCUGGUAUAAACGCUUUUCGGAGAAUUUUUACUAUGGGCAAUACAUCAACUAUAUUUUGGAGAUAGUUAAAAAAGAUCUCAUUUGAAUGUGUUCUAAUAGUUUUCGUAUUCGUGUUAAUUCUUCUCGAGUUCUACGCAACAAAUUAUCAAUUAAUAAAAUUUUCCAGCUUUACAAUGAGAGUGCUUUUAAGCCAAUCAGAUACUUCCAUGUAUUUCACCGCAGAUUGCAAAUGAAAACAACAAAUUUGUGAGAAAUAGGCUCAGUUUUGAACCGAGUUUCCUAUCUCCUUUUUCGACUGCACAUAACUUGCUAGCACUGGGUCAUGAUCUUUGAGUAAGAAGUACAUUUCUUUACGUCUUCAAGUAUUUUCGACGUAAUUAACGAGUUCGAAGAUUUACGUAAAAGCUUAAAAAUUGAAUAUAUAAAUGUGUUUGUGUUCAAAUUUGCGGUCACAGGAUAUUUGCUCUCACAGCUCAUAAAACUUGUUUUGUCUGACCGUGUAAAGGAGAUACUCCACCGGAAGAACUAAAUGAAGAAUUGAAAAGCUGUUUCACGAGCAUGGAAACUGACAGCGAAAAUGGAGACCAGGCAUCUCUAAGUGGAACCUCAGAGAUUCACGUGGUAGUAAUAGUCUUCCUGUUUGUGUUUUCGUUCUUGAUCCUCGCGGGGAACUUGUUAACAAUCGUAAGCAUCUUGCAAUUCACCAAAAGAAAGAACACGAUGAGUCUGCUAAUCAUCACCCUCUCGUUGACAGAAGUUUUAACCAUGUUUGGACCAAAUGCGAUCGCUUUGUACAUGUUCUUCGACAAAAACAAGGAAUUCGAAGACCUUUUUACUUUGUGCAGAGUUCAAGCUUGGUUAGUUGUGUUCCUUCGCUUCGCAGAAUCUUUGAUUAUCACUCUUCUGGCACUGGACAGAGUGUUCUUGACGGCUAUGCCUCAUUUUUAUCACAAGCAUUGGAAAGGAAAGUUGUUCGUGUUAUUUUUCUUUGGUGUUUGGAUAUGUGCAGCUUUCAUAGCGACAUGGCCCCUCCUGUGGCUCGAAGGUUUUCACGUUUCCAGUGACACUCAGGAAAUAUUUUGCCUAUUCCCUUACAACAAUUCAUUUGCGAGGUUUUUCGUCCUGUUUCUCUUGAGUCUGUUGGUCAUCUGCUGUUUUAGUUUUUACACAAUGUUUAGCAUGUCUAGCAAGAAAUCUUUCAGUACAAAGCUCUCUACAAACAAAGACCUUGCUUCUUCAAAGCAGCAAAUUGUAGCUAGAGAUGUUUACAGCAGCACCAAGGAACUUUCUCGAAUGGUGGCGUUGGUAGUCGUGAUAUACUUUUGCUCUAUUGUACCAUGGUUGGUGGCUGUUAGUCUUGGUAUUUUUGCGGUUGAGUAUCCGACACUUUUCGGCCUGUGUGCGAUUCAGUUACCGCUGAUCAGCGGUUUCUUGAAUCCUUUGUUAUACGGGAUCUUGUGGCCACCCUACAGGCGAGCUUACAUCCGGGCUUUAAGGUGGCCUGGGGUCAAGUGUUGUAAUAGGAAAAGUUCUUCUCAUACAAGGUCUCACACUCUGGACUGUAAGUAUUUAGGAAAAGUUGACGUGCUGUGUCGUCCGCCCAUAAGUGCGAGAAGACCCUUUCUCUGUCACGCAACGCUAGAUAGAGAGAGUACCUCUCCCAAAAGCGUAGCGUGGCGUGACAAUGAGAGUGCCAGAUGGACUACCAACACUCCGCCUUCAGACCACCGUUGCACCAAAGCUAGAAAAUUUUGCCUGUGCACAGGCUUAAGGUUAACCACAUUUGAAAGGAACGGUGAAUGGAAGACAAAUGUUACUUCUACAAAAUCUGUCGCCAAUUUAACUGAUCAUAACUGCUGUCUUGAAAAUUGCUUGUUCCUCCUCUUCGUAGCUGCCUUGAGUGCAAACCACAGUUUCUGGUUGUCAGAUGGCUUCGAAGAUGAGGACGCUGAUCACGAAAACGCUUUUCACAUUCUAUUCGGUCCUACGUCUUACAUUAAACCGCUGGACUUCAACCCGGAGGAGCUGCAAAUGUUUGAACAGGGUUCGAAGUUAUCCGGCUUUUCAAAAGCAAGAAGAGGUAUCCCUCAACAAACAAAAGUAAAAGCGGGGCGUGAACCCGGGGGAAACCAUUUCCAGAACAUUUUAGACCUUAUUGACGAAAUGACAGAGAAGAAUAGGAAAAACCACAGUGAAAUUGGACUCCCAGCGAACGUCGAAACAAGCAAACCUAAUGCUGAAGACGGUACACAUAACAGGUCAGCGGAUAAUGCCAGUGCUAGGCCUUGUCGUCAUUGUAGCGAUCUUGAAUUAUCGUUCGCUCAUACAAACUUCUCCUCUGGUGCACAUCAGUGUAGAGAGCACAGAAAUGGUUCUACAGGAUGCUCUUGUCUGGGGAAAUCCAAAUGCUAUAUGGUAGAAAGAAAGACACGUGAAAUGGAUUAUUUAGUGUCUAAAGAAACCAUGGAAAACAUCAGUUCUGGAGAAACUGUGACGAUUGAAAUAUAGUAAUUAAAGUCAUAAGUCUUUCAUUAGUGUGCAAGCACUUGACAUAAACUGAGGUGGAUGCUUUACUCACUGCAUGAUAGAAAUGAAUUUAACUACGCUGUGAUUUUUUUCUGAUACAAUUGCAGUUAAAUUGCUGCACCUGGUAACUAGUUGGAAAGGUUAAAAAUUGCACGAGUUCCGAGCAAAGUAAUAAAGUAAAUAACUUCUUGUGUGCAAGUCAGGAAAAUAGACUUUAAAAUAUUCCGAAAGUGGUUGCGGCCUCUGGAAUUGUAAUCCUCCAAGCUCAUAAAGUAAUAUAAAGAAGCUAUGGCCGGCUUAUAUAUAGAAAAGUUGCUCUUAGUCCACAGUGUUUAAUAACUCUCCGCACGCGCGUAUCUGCCCUCGAUCCCGUCAAGCCUCCCAAGGGAGAAGUUGUUAGCUUGGUCAGCAGGGACAGCUUUUUCCAUAUAAACGUUCGUCGUAAAAGAUUUAUGGAAGAGAGAGAGGUUGGGGGGGGGNGG
Messenger RNA from Orbicella faveolata, 3398 nucleotides. RefSeq lists its product as uncharacterized. Gene Ontology annotation, cellular component: plasma membrane; neuron projection. Gene Ontology annotation, biological process: neuropeptide signaling pathway. The record is from RefSeq and is a predicted model, not a curated record. NCBI's taxonomy places the organism in Eukaryota, Metazoa, Cnidaria, Anthozoa, Scleractinia, Merulinidae. Gene Ontology annotation, molecular function: neuropeptide binding; G protein-coupled receptor activity.